AGGCUCCCUGCGGCUGGAAUCCGCGUCUUUACUCCUUCAAGCAUCCAACUCUUUAUGAAGACCAUCCGCUGAGAGGGGGGGAAACCUGGGAGAUUCAAGGAUUUUGAUCAACUGCAGAGUCCGCCGGCAUGGAAUGGAGCUUGACACGCAGAAGUCCUCUCUGCGCAAGCGCGCCAGCCCGUCUCCUCCCUCUACCUGAGAGGAGCGCACCUGGAUCCAACGAGACGGAAGUUUAGCCAAGGCAGAGAAGGCAAAGAAGGCAGAUCAAAUCUUUUUGUCUGCGAAAAGUUUCUUCGGAGUUCAAGCGAGCAUACAGAGAAUCUCCAGUCGAAGCAGGAUGCCAUUCGUUGGAUCUUACAAGAACAAUUUAGAGUGCUUUUUUAACCUAAAUCUGUCGUUCAGCGACUCAUGCUGAAUCCCAGUCUAAAGUCAACCUGCUCUCCAUUCAAGAAGAAUGGCAUCUCUCCGCAGAGUGCUCCGAAGGCGACUGCACCCACUUAAGUUGGCGAUAGUGGCCCUUGUCUUUGUCACAUUUGUGUUCUUCAUACAAUGGGAAGUGGGAAGCCAAAGCCAGCAGGAGGACCCGUGGCUGAAGGAGAUGGCAGUGAAGCGGGACACCAUGCUGGGCAUGGUGAUGGGAGCUGUCAAUAACUUCAGGGAUGCGAUGCCAAAGAUGCAGAUCAAAGCCCCUGUACGUAAGCAGGACAGUGCAGACGGCGUGUCCUGUCUGCCAGGCCACUACACUGCUGCUGAGCUCAGGCCAGCUCUGGAGCGGCCACCUCAGAACCCCCUGGCUCCUGGAGCAGCUGGAAAACCUUUCCACACGGACUCACUGAGCCCCGAAGAGCAGAAGGAGAAGGAGAGGGGUGAAGAGAAACACUGCUUUAACCUGUAUGCCAGUGAUCGUGUCUCCUUGAGCAGAGACCUGGGCGCAGACACAAGACCGCCAGAAUGUAUUGAGAAAACCUUCAAGCGAUGUCCCCCUUUGCCGACCACCAGCGUGAUAAUUGUGUUUCACAAUGAGGCUUGGAGCACUCUGCUGAGGACAGUAUACAGUGUCCUCCACACCUCCCCUGCUAUUCUCCUCAAGGAGAUCAUCCUGGUGGACGAUGCCAGCGUGGAUGAUGUGUUGAAGGACGAGCUGGAUGAGUAUUUGAAGCAGCUGAACAUUGUCCGUGUUGUCCGCCAGCGUGAAAGGAAAGGGCUCAUCACCGCUCGGCUGCUGGGGGCCUCCGUUGCCACCGGUGACACGCUCACCUUUCUGGACGCCCACUGCGAAUGCUUCAAUGGAUGGCUGGAGCCGCUGCUUGCCAGGAUAGCAGAGAACUACACUGCAGUAGUGAGUCCUGAUAUAACCACGAUUGAUCUCAAUACUUUUGAGUUCAUGAAACCAUCCCCAUAUGGCCAGAACCACAACCGGGGAAACUUUGACUGGAGCCUUUCCUUUGGCUGGGAGAGUCUACCAGAUCAUGAGAAACAAAGGAGGAAGGAUGAAACAUACCCUAUCAAGACUCCCACAUUUGCUGGUGGGCUCUUCUCCAUCUCAAAAGAUUAUUUCUACCAUAUUGGAAGCUAUGACGAAGAAAUGGAGAUCUGGGGUGGUGAGAACAUCGAAAUGUCAUUUAGGGUGUGGCAGUGCGGCGGACAGCUGGAGAUCAUCCCUUGCUCCAUUGUUGGUCAUGUUUUCCGCACCAAGAGCCCCCACACCUUUCCCAAGGGUACACAAGUGAUCGCUCGUAACCAGGUGCGCCUAGCGGAGGUCUGGAUGGACGACUACAAAGAGAUCUUUUACCGUCGUAACCUGCAAGCCGCACAGUUGGCAAAAGAUAGGGCCUUUGGAGAUAUCUCCAAACGCGUGGACCUCCGUGCGCGGCUGCAGUGCAAGAGCUUCUCGUGGUAUUUGAAGAACGUUUAUCCAGAAGUCUUCAUGCCUGAUCUCAACCCACUCCGCUUUGGCUCAGUGAAAAAUGUCGGCAAAGACUCCUGUCUGGAUGCUGGAGAGAACAACGAGGGUGGGAAACAGCUGAUCAUGUACCCAUGUCAUGGACUAGGAGGAAACCAGUAUUUCGAGUACUCCACACGUCAUGAGAUUAGACACAACAUUCAGAAGGAGCUAUGUUUGCACGGUGCAGAGGGGCCUGUGAAGCUGGAGGACUGCCAGUAUAAAGGCAGGAACACAUUUGUAGGAGCGGAGCAGAAAUGGGAACUGAAGGACAACCAGUUAUUCUACAUCCCUGGACGGAACCUGUGUCUGAGCGCCCGGCACGACCAUCCUACUCUGGCCCCCUGCAACCCCUCUGACAGAUACCAGCUCUGGUCCUUCGUCUGAGUUGUGCAAACUACCGCGUUACAAAAUAGCCAUUCUGUAUGCAUAGGCAUACUAGGAAAUGAGUAUACUAUACUGUAUGCAGUUAACAUGCAGUUUGUUUUGUUUCAGAUUAAUGACAUUGAGUUUUAAUUUAUUUUUAUACGUAGAAGAACUGAACUGCUGCUGCUGGGAAGUUGGACUUUGGGAGAAACCACAGAGUGCCACUGCUGGAAGGAAGCAUUGACACAAUGCUCCCAAUCAGACUGUGAACUGAGAUUUUUGGAAUAAUGAAGAUGCACUGUGUUUCCAAGUGCCUCCUUUGUGUUUGAGGUGUUUUCACUACUCCAAGUCUUCACAACCAACACAUGCAGUAUUAGGUACAUAAAGCAAACACUGAACAUUUUUCUAGUGAGGCGUGAAUCUAAAACAAAAUCAUACAAAAAAAAAAGACAGUCGAUCAUUAUAAACAAGAGGUUUAAGUUGGACACACAAAAAUCUCAAAUGUUUAUGCACCAAAGAGACUGAAAGUGAAAAUCUGAAACACACAAGUAUGAUGUGCAUUUUUCCUUUUUAAUAAUGCAAAACCUCUUAUUUUGCUACCGUCCAGUGCCUUAGAUGUAAUUUUCUACUGGGUGGGUGGAGUGGUGGAGGGAUGGGGUGGUGGGGUCGUUGCAGUGUUCUGAUGCAGAAUAAUGGAUUUUACAUAGUUGUGAUCGAAAGGGUCUUCAGAUCAAGUGGAUAUGCUUUAAUUAAAUUAUUUAAUAGGGUCAUUAUCUUUUUUGUCUUUAAACCUCAAAAGUAUUUUAUUUCUAUACCCUUGGCUGCCAGUUUAUUAGGUGCGCCGAGCUAAAGCUAAUGCAGUCUAAUCCAACAGUCCUGCAGUAAAUCCUACCUUCAUGAAGGUUAUAAUGUUCAUUUUUUGUUUGGACCCAUUUUAGAGAGGUGUUGAUUCAACUUUAUGGGCAUUUUUGAGGCUGUAGUUUGUGAAGAUGUUAAAGAGGUGUUUCUAAAAAUUAUGUCCAACCCAUUUAUAUCAAUGAGAGUAGAGUAAAUAAUAGAAACACCUCAACUGCAACAAAAUACAACACAACACAACAGCAGAAACUGGAUAUUAUAAUCUUGAUGAAGGGGUACUGUUGUAUUAAACCAUAUUAGUUUUAGUUAGAUGUACCUAAUAUACAGGCAACUGAGUGUAGAGACAUGAACAAUAAUUUGAAUACCAGUUUGGACCUGCUGGUGAGCUGGCCCUUAAACAUGAAUUACAUACAAUUAGUUUGUUCAUGACAAAAGUGAAAUUGACAUUAUUGAUUAAAAGGCAUUUUAUUUGACCUACAGUCAAUGUUUAAUUGACAACAUGCAUGCAGUCAAAUGUCAUGACUGACUUUUAAUAUCGUUCUCUUCUUUUUAAUUGCGGCUGUGUUUACCUGUGGGAUAUUAUUUCACUUGUCAUGCUUUGGUGUUUAUCAAAGGGGAACUUUUAAUAUAACAGGAAUGCACCGAAGUAACUAUUUGUUGAUCAAAUGCCUGAAACUCUCCCUCUACAUCUAACCAGGAGUCCACUAAUGAAUUUCUGGUGCGGGCACUAGUGUUUAGAUGGCUGUGGAAUACUGUAAAUUACUUUACGUUUGAGACUGGAUGAGGAAAAAUUCAAAUGUGUAUGUUUGUCUAAAAUGGAAACUGUCUAUUGCUGUCAGAAAUCCUUGGUAUUAAGAGGUGUUAUUUUUAGGUAAAAUAAAUUCAGUUGGAUGGUA
Molecule: messenger RNA, 4059 nt
Organism: Dicentrarchus labrax (European seabass)
Lineage: Eukaryota; Metazoa; Chordata; Actinopteri; Moronidae
Gene: galnt3
Product: UDP-N-acetyl-alpha-D-galactosamine:polypeptide N-acetylgalactosaminyltransferase 3 (GalNAc-T3)
Exons: 12
Coding region: 455-2329 (624 amino acids)
Cellular component (GO): Golgi apparatus
Source: RefSeq, a predicted model, not a curated record